Amaranthus tricolor (Joseph's coat) is the source of this 1660-nucleotide messenger RNA. RefSeq lists its product as uncharacterized. The record is from RefSeq and is a predicted model, not a curated record. NCBI's taxonomy places the organism in Eukaryota, Viridiplantae, Streptophyta, Magnoliopsida, Caryophyllales, Amaranthaceae. The transcript is spliced from 8 exons. The coding region runs from base 125 to 1321 and encodes 398 amino acids.
GGAGCAAGCGUAACCACCAAACACUUUGUUUACUAAAAGUAGUAGCUUAGAAUUAGUUUGUGGUUCAAAGGUUUAUACGCAAUGCAAUAUCACUCAUCAGUCUCAUGAAUACUGUUGACUGCUGAUGCCUUUGUUUCUGCAAAUGUCGAGCUGCUGUUGGAGCUCACCAUUUCUACCAUGCAAAACAAACCUCCACUUCCAUUGCACCACCCAAAGAAACAGAGCAUCAAACUACCUGGGAAUAAAAAUGGGAAUGGAAAUGGGAAUCGCUGCAAAACCCUUGUUUUUGAGUCUCGAAUCCCUAAUUCCCAAAUUCCCAACAGCAUUUUCUACACCAAAUUCCAAAUUAUUUGAACUCAAAUCUUCUUCUGUUGAUCACCCUGCAAACACCAUUCAAGAUGAGUCUGUUCAACCAUCUGUUCAAUCUUGCAUGUGGAAAUGGAGGGGAUAUUCAAUUAGGUAUCAGUGUUGUGGAGAUUCUGGCCCUGCACUUGUUUUAGUUCAUGGCUUUGGAGCUAACAGUGAUCAUUGGAGGAAAAAUCUACCAAUUUUGGGAAUGUCACACAGGGUAUACUCCAUUGAUCUCAUUGGUUAUGGUUACUCUGACAAACCCAACCCUCGUGAUUUUGGUCUUUCUUCUUUCUAUACAUUCGAGACAUGGGCCUCUCAGCUAAAUGACUUUUGUCGAGAAGUAGUCAAAGAUGAAGCAUUCUUUAUUUGCAACUCUAUUGGAGGUCUUGUUGGACUUUCCGCUGCAGUUAUGGAACCACAGAUUUGCAAGGGUCUUGUUCUUCUAAACAUAUCUCUUCGUAUGCUCCACAUUAAGAAGCAACCUCCACUUGGAAGACCUUUGAUAAAAGGUUUUCAGAGUUUGUUGCGGAAUAGUGUUCUCGGUAAAUUGUUUUUCAAAUCAGUAGCCACACCUCAAUCUGUGAGGAACAUUCUUUGCCAGUGUUACCAUGAUACCAAUCAGGUCACAGACGAACUAGUUGAGAAAAUCCUUCUUCCUGGGCUUGAACCUGGUGCUGUUGAUGUGUUUUUGGAGUUUAUAUGUUACUCGGAUGGCCCUCUUCCCGAAGAGCUAUUGCCUCAAGUCAAGUGCCCGGUAUUAGUUGCUUGGGGGGACAAAGAUCCAUGGGAACCCAUAGAGCUUGGAAGAGCCUAUGGAAACUUUGAAACUGUUGAAGAUUUUGUUGUCUUGCCUGGUGUUGGCCAUUGUCCUCAGGACGAGGCACCUCAUUUGGUGAACCCAUUAGUGGAAUCAUUUGUGGAACGCCAUUCUGCAAAGAGAGCCGAUCCUCCUAGAGAAUCAUUGGUGUGACAGAAUGAUGAACGACUGUCGAGUGUUCCAAUAUAUUGGUUAUGAAGAUGGUGCAUUUGUUUGUGCUCAGUGUCGCAGAUCGGAUGUUUCUCUUUGCUAAUUGUGCAUUUAUAUAGUCGGUUUACAAUACUCCCGAAAGAACAUACAACAGUUUGCAAUCGCAGAUCUUAGAUUGUCGAUUUUUACCGACAUCCUACUUCGCCUCAUGUAGUUGGAACCCCGAUUUAGGCUGUAAAACUGUUGGUGUUCAAAUAUGAAACUCUUUAUGACAUUCAAGCUGUUUAUACUCCAUUGCCUUCAAAGAAAUAAGAUGAAAUGCCUAAUGGUAGUUACACCUUU